This is a messenger RNA of Lobosporangium transversale, 942 nucleotides long. RefSeq lists its product as hypothetical. The transcript has a single exon. The record is from RefSeq and is a predicted model, not a curated record. NCBI's taxonomy places the organism in Eukaryota, Fungi, Mortierellomycota, Mortierellomycetes, Mortierellales, Mortierellaceae. The coding region runs from base 1 to 942 and encodes 313 amino acids. Gene Ontology annotation, molecular function: protein binding.
AUGACAGCGGUGGACAGGAUCUGGGGGAUUUGGCAAGACUUCUUACUCACGGGUAUGAAGCCCGAUGUGGUCCUUUACACUGCUUUGAUGGAUGCGUUGCUCAAUGCCAAGGACUUUGAACGCGCGGAUCAAAUAUGGAAUCACAUGCAUCAAGUUCAUCAGAAAAACCAAGACCAUGAACACCAUCCUAACUAUAAUGCAGACCGUCUUAAGCCCAUCCCACAACGACAGCAACAAAAUCACCAAGAAAAGUGUCCUAAUGUUGUCACUCCCAAUACGCAGACACUCUCUGUUCUGAUGCAGGCCCAUGUCCUUAAGCGUGAUCCUGAAGGAGUUGCACAGAUCUAUAAGGAAAUCAUUCGAUCAUCGACUGCUGCAACAGCAAGCACGGAUAUGGAUGCAAUCAUAGCCUCAAAGGAUCCUUUGUCAGCCCAAAGGGAUGAUGAAUGUCAACAACAUCACCUUUCGAGACAAACGUUGCCAGCAGAAGGCCUGGCCCGUCAUACCAAUACCGUACUGUUGAAUCAGAUCUUGAAAGUCCUUGUGGACUAUGGAGAAGCCAGUGCUGCCAAGGAGAUCUAUGCAGAGAUGAGGCUAAGCCCUAGCGGCAGUCAUAGCCCUAGUGCACAGCGUGUCAGCAUUACCGACAACAAUUAUAGCGAUGAGAGUGGCGCCGAUAACAAUGACAAUGGUAAAUAUACCCAUACAACACAAAAUCCAUCGUCAGUCCCAUCAGCAUCAGCUCUCCCAUUUUUCAGACCAGCACUUCCUCUACAUCACCAGACUUUUAUGCGCCGAUCGAACUGGAUACAUCAAAUUCAUCGCCAAUCCGGAAUUCGGCCUGACAAGGCUACUCACAACUUGAUGCUUCAAUUGGCGAGACGAACAGGGGAUCAUGAACUCGAAAAAGUUGUUUUGCAGAAUAUGCAAUCCUCAGAAUAG